Molecule: messenger RNA, 1361 nt
Organism: Hipposideros armiger (great roundleaf bat)
Lineage: Eukaryota; Metazoa; Chordata; Mammalia; Chiroptera; Hipposideridae
Gene: ALKBH3
Product: alkB homolog 3, alpha-ketoglutarate dependent dioxygenase
Exons: 10
Coding region: 253-1110 (285 amino acids)
Biological process (GO): DNA alkylation repair
Cellular component (GO): nucleoplasm; mitochondrion
Molecular function (GO): dioxygenase activity
Source: RefSeq, a predicted model, not a curated record
GUGCCUGGGGCUGGGGUUGUGGGCACCGCCCCUGUGGUCCCUUCCCAGGCGACCUCCGGCACCUCAUUCUGAGCCUCUUGGAAGAGAAAGGGCUAAAAUAGGGCAAGUUGCUAACGUUGGUUGAGGACCAGUCUCUUUCACCUGCGAGGAUCGUUUAAUCUACAGUUCAUCCCUGAGAGAGAUAACCAUUGUGUGAUUUGAACCAGAAAUGAAAUCUUCUGAAAGCUAAGAGCGGAAGCCUUUUUGGUCAACAUGGAGGACAAAAGACGGCGAGCCCGAGUACAGGGAGCCUGGGCUGGCGCUAAGAGCCAGGCCAUUGCUCAACCAGCUACCACUGCUAAGAGCCGUCUCCACCAGAUGCCUGGCCAGACCUGGACGAACAAGGAACAUCCUCUGUCAGACAAACAGUUUGUGUUCAGAGAACCCCAGCAGGUGGUACGCAGAGCUCCAGAGCCACGAGUGAUCGACAAAGAGGGUGUGUAUGAAAUCAGCCUGUUACCCACAGGUAUAUCUAGGGUGUGCUUGUAUCCUGGCUUUGUUGACUUAAAAGAAGCUGACAGGCUAUUGGAACAGCUUUGUCAGGAUAUUCCCUGGAAACAGAGGACCGGCAUCAGAGAGGAUGUAACUUACCAGCAACCAAGACUUACAGCAUGGUAUGGAGAACUUCCUUACACUUACUCAAGAAUCACUAUGGAACCAAACCCUCACUGGCAUCCCAUGCUGCGCACACUAAAGAACCAAAUUGAAGAGAACACCGGCCACACCUUCAACUCCUUGCUCUGCAACCUUUACCGAAAUGAGAAGGACAGUGUGGACUGGCACAGUGACGACGAGCCCUCACUCGGGAGGCGCCCCAUCAUCGCUUCGCUCAGCUUGGGUGCCACGCGCACUUUUGAGAUGAGGAAGAAGCCGCCAUCAGAGGAGAAUGGAGACUACACGUACAUGGAAAGAGUGAAGAUCCCCUUGGAUCACGGCACCUUGUUAAUCAUGGAAGGAGCCACACAAGCUGAUUGGCAGCAUCGAGUGCCCAAAGAGUACCACUCGAGAGGACCGAGAAUAAACCUGACCUUUCGGACAGUGAAUCCAGACCCUAAAGGGGCACGCUGGUGAUGCGGAAUCUUUGAGAGAGAAGCUGUGCUGACACUGAGCAGACCUUCCACCGUGGAGAAACUUGGAGAGGCUGGUCCAGCUGGUGGCCGUUUGGGAGAUGAGGGUGGGAUUGGCUUCCUAGUCCUGCUAAGUGACAAACAGCAGCUCAUAUUCAUAAUAUGUUUACUGUGGGAACAGUAAUCCCUAAUCACAUCUUGAAAGCACAUAUUUUCUUUAGGCGAAUUAAAAACCACCAUGGCUAUGUUCACGGA